Phanerochaete carnosa HHB-10118-sp is the source of this 1714-nucleotide messenger RNA. RefSeq lists its product as uncharacterized. Gene Ontology annotation, molecular function: transmembrane transporter activity. The coding region runs from base 1 to 1644 and encodes 547 amino acids. NCBI's taxonomy places the organism in Eukaryota, Fungi, Basidiomycota, Agaricomycetes, Polyporales, Phanerochaetaceae. The transcript has 9 exons. The record is from RefSeq and is a predicted model, not a curated record. Gene Ontology annotation, biological process: transmembrane transport.
AUGCAACAACCGACCGGGUUCGACUAUAAGGCUCCUCAGCAGACUGGAUCUCUGGGACUGCACAAUACAGAUAUAUCUACGAGCGAGGAAGACGUACAAACACUUCAGAAUAACGACGCUCGCGAUAUUCCCGUCGCCAAGGGACAGAUAUUAUUAGAGCAGCCCCAGCCAACACCAGACAAGCCGAACAAGCCAUACAGUAUCUACACUAACCGCGAGAAAUGGAUUAUUGUCACUAUGGCCGCCGUGGCAGGACUCUUCAGUCCUUUGACCUCGCAAAUUUACUUCCCAGCGUUACCUACGCUGGCGAAGGCUUUCCACACGUCUACGGAAAAUAUAAACCUGACGGUGACCAUGUACGUGCUGCUGCAAGGCAUAGCACCCAUGUUCUGGGGGACGCUGGCCGACCGCUGGGGAAGGAGGCCGAUGUUUAUGGCUUGUAUGCUCGUGCUGUCCCUCUCUUGCGUCGGACUCGCCCUCGUACCAACGAAUGCAUACUGGCUACUCAUGGUCCUACGGUGUGUGCAGGCCGCUGGCUCUGCUAGCACGAUUGCGCUUGGAGCGGGCGUCAUCGCAGAUAUCACCGAGCGUGCUGAGCGCGGUAAUUUCUUUGGUUUAUAUAACUUAGGUCCCAUGGUUGGGCCAUGCCUCGGGCCCGUUAUUGGCGGUGCCCUUGCGCAAGGUCUGGGCUGGAGGUCAAUCUUCUGGUUUCUGUGCAUCGGCUCGUCAAUCUGUCUCGUUGCUAUGCUCUUAAUCUUGCCAGAGACACUGCGCUCGCUCGUCGGAGACGGUAGCAUCACACCCCCUCCUAUCUAUCGGCCCCUGCUUCCCAUCAUCGGCCGCAACAGGACAGGCACGAAUGACGACGUUGAACGUCCACCCAAGACCAAGUUCCGGAACCCAUUUCGCAUCAUGUUCUACCCGGACGUGUUUAUCCUUCUCCUCUUCAACGGCGUUCAGAACUCGCUUUUCUACGCUAUGACGGCCUCGAUCUCGACGCUCUUUAGCGUGACAUACCCGUAUCUGUCUGAGACGACCAUCGGCCUGUGCUUUCUCGCUAUCGGUGGUGGUAUGCUCGCUGGCAGCUGGAUCAACGGCCGCGUGCUCGACCUCGAGUAUCGCCGUGUACGGCGCAAUCUGGAACGACGCGCGUGCGAAGACCCCGAGUACGAUGUGCCAUUCGAGGACGUUACAAAGGACGAGCACUUCCCGAUUGAGUACGCACGCUUCCGGACGAUUCCCAUCUACUUCGUGAUCUAUGUCGCCGUAGCAAUUGGCUACGGGUGGGCGCUGCAGAGCAAGGUCAACAUCGCGGUGCCGCUCAUCCUGCAGGUUAUCUUCGGAUACGCUAUCAUCUGUAUUUUGAACACCACCCAGACACUCAUUGUUGACUUGGUACCCGGCCAGGGCUCUUCCGUCAGCGCAUGUAAUAACUUUGUGCGCUGUGGUUUGGGAGCGGUCACCGUGUCCGUCAUCGAUAUCAUGAUCAACGCAAUGGGCGUCGGCUGGGCGUUUGUCGUGCUCGCUGGUCUCUGUGUUGCCACGGGCCCGUUCAUAUUCAUGAUCAUGUUCAUUGGACCUAAGUUCAGAGCCAAGCGCAGGCUUCGGCAGGCUCAGAAACAGUCGGAGAAGCAGCCUCAGUAGCUACAACUACAUGCAAUAUCCUCACGAUUUUGUCCUGGUAAUAAUGUUAGGCGGACUUCAGGAAGAUUUU